Cercospora beticola is the source of this 675-nucleotide messenger RNA. RefSeq lists its product as uncharacterized. The record is from RefSeq and is a predicted model, not a curated record. Lineage: Eukaryota; Fungi; Ascomycota; Dothideomycetes; Mycosphaerellales; Mycosphaerellaceae.
AAACAUCCUACCACAAACACAACACAACACCACCCAACAUGACGAACGACACCGCAUCGACCACCUCCAGCGGCGACAAGAAGCGCAGCCCAACCACAAUGCCAACCAGCAAGUCAAUCGCAUUCAGCGACACCGCCUCUGUGGCUUCGGCGCCGAUCAAUCUUCCAGACGGUCACCCAGUCACUCGCGCAAACACUGUCGCCGGCGACGUCCGCCCACUCAAUGAGCUGCACGCCCACCACAUUCACGCUCGCCUUGCAAGUGGCCUGUCGCAGAGCACCCUCCUGACUUCGGUCGACAGUUUUGGCGAACGCCUCGAGAAGCAACUCACUGCCGAGAGUGAGGGCGUCCUGGAGUUCAGCAACUGGGGUGACGAGGCUGAGGAAGCCGUCCGUGUCGGUCUUGCCAAGUUGGCGCAGCUGGCCCGCGACGAGCACAUGGCGAAUCCAGAGAAGUCCGUCAAUGAGUACUACUCGGAGCGCCUUGCCAAGCUCAUGACCGACGCCGAGGUGGAGUUCGACGUCAAAUACAUCAAGUAAGUAUCGCCUUUUCACCCUCACAUUGCGAGCGGCAGGCGGCAAGCGGCAGGCAAAAGGGUUCAAUUGGGGGUUUUUCAGGAAGGCAUGGCCCGAACUAAGGGCGAAAAUUCAUUCACUUACGCGCGCGAGAUCACUU